UUUCCCAAAGUAGAAAGAAUGUUUUUAUCUUUUAGGUGCGAGUGUGGCUUUUGUGUGGUCAUGAGUACAGGACGGGAAAGUAUAUGUUGCCAAGAGAUAAACAACACUGAUCCUCUGAUACAUGGCGAUCAUAUUUGCAUCACACAAGAGGAAGAGUUUGCCACAGUAUGUACAAACGAAGCUGUCUUAAACAGCUAUGGUCGUGUACACACAUGACAUUGGACCUAUGCCUGAGAGUGAAGAAAACAAAGCAUUACGCUACACGGCGUACCGACAGUGGACGACUUGGGUGCAUGGCAGGUUGGGAAAAAAGUACCGACACCUUCUUGUGCUGUGGACAAAAUCCGGAAAGCAUUUCCUUCGCCUUCUGGAGAAUACAAAGGAUUUGAAUAUGCUCAACACUACUGAAUGCGAGAUUUAUGUUGCUUAAUGGCUUCAGCUUUGCUGAUUUUUGAUUUGUGGUGAGUCAAUGGGACAGGUAUUUCUUUCACUCCAGCGACAUCAAGAGCUUUGGAGAGUGUUGGAUUAAUGCGUCUGCAGUACAAAACUUCUUUCAUCAAGUCCUUAACAUAUCCUGAAAAGAAGAGGACGAGUGUAACAGCCAAGGUCAAGGCUCGUUAAUUUCAUUAACCCAAAUGCCAUAGUUGCUUAAACCUAAACCAUUAAAUAAACAAAAACAAUAUGCCCAGAAAAAUCUCAAUGACGCAGACAAAGGCGUGACAUUGACGACAACAGGAAUACUUGGUAAUUAUAAAAGCUCUCGCUGCAAAGAUCAACCCAUCCGUUCACCAAUUGAUUCAACCUAACUAUCAAAGUAAAAACAAUGGCUCAACCAUCAGUGGUUUUCUUCUUCGUCUUGAUAAGCAUCGGUGUUACCAGCUUCACAGAAGCCAAACAAUCUUCUCACUGUGUUCAUGGAACCACAGUUAAAGAUAUACUCAUGCUUGCUGGAAUCAAGGGAGCGGAUUUACUCUCCUACGUCGCCAAAAUGAAGGCAGAAAAUAUUGAUGAAACUGUCCUCUCAAGUCUAACGUAUAAACAACUUGGUAACAUUGGUAUAUCAAAGAUUGGAGAUCGUCACAAGUUGCACAAAUUCCUUUCAAAGGAUGGAAAUGACUGCAACAACUCCGUGUGUAAAAACAAGGGCAUUUGCCGAGAUGGUUUUCGAUGUUUUUCAUGCAUUUGUGAUCCAACAAGUGGGUAUUAUGGUCUGACUUGCCAACAAAAAUGUCCAUGUUUAAAUGGAGGUGUUUGCAAGACAGUUCCUACAGGUUUUAAAUGUGUCUGCCCGCCUGGCUACUCUGGCAAUCUAUGUAAGGUGAAAUAUUUAACUGAAGAAAGAUUUCUUCAACUGGAGAGUUCCGUGAAUCAGUUAAGCUUAAAGUUGAAACAAACCGAAACAGAGCUCGAAUCUCAACGCAAUAAUAGAGGAUUAUGGACAUUACGACGAACAAAUGAGAUUUUGAAUCAACUGGAGAAGAUACAACUGCAUCAGGCAACUCCAACCUACACGCAGGCAAUUCCAAUAGUUCUUCCCCAAAACACUCGAGCUAUCAUUAUUUCCGUUUUCUGCAACUUCUGGAACACCAAAGGACAUGCGUACUUAAACUAUGUAACCCAUCAAAAAGGAAAUGACGACAGCUCCGCGAAAGCUGAAGGCUACAACACGCAUUUCAAUGUUUACGCAAACACAUUCUUGUAUGAACAAAUGAUUCCCUGGAACACCACUCUCCCAAAUGAGCUGAUUUUUAAAGUAACAUCCUCCCGCCUUGACGGUGGAGCUAAUAAUUGGUAUCGCGUUCGUUUGGUUGGUUAUGUGACUGAUUAACUAAGUCUGACAUAUAUUUACUUAGGAAAAACAAACUUGCUGGUAGCACAAGUAGUCACAAAAUACAAUGUUUCAAAAGAAAAUGUUUUUCUUUGUUUGAAAAUGUUGUAGAAGUUGUAGAAGUAAAAGGUUUUGUAGUCAA
Molecule: messenger RNA, 1970 nt
Organism: Xenia sp. Carnegie-2017
Lineage: Eukaryota; Metazoa; Cnidaria; Anthozoa; Malacalcyonacea; Xeniidae
Exons: 6
Coding region: 824-1828 (334 amino acids)
Biological process (GO): establishment or maintenance of epithelial cell apical/basal polarity; heterophilic cell-cell adhesion
Cellular component (GO): protein-containing complex; plasma membrane
Molecular function (GO): calcium ion binding
Source: RefSeq, a predicted model, not a curated record